Messenger RNA from Myotis davidii, 2179 nucleotides. It is a transcript of the gene ZBTB10, whose product is annotated as zinc finger and BTB domain containing 10. Gene Ontology annotation, biological process: regulation of transcription by RNA polymerase II. Gene Ontology annotation, molecular function: DNA-binding transcription factor activity, RNA polymerase II-specific; RNA polymerase II cis-regulatory region sequence-specific DNA binding; protein binding. Lineage: Eukaryota; Metazoa; Chordata; Mammalia; Chiroptera; Vespertilionidae. The record is from RefSeq and is a predicted model, not a curated record. The transcript has 7 exons. The annotation marks the transcript as partial.
GGGACCCGCAACUACAAGAAGACCCUGCUCCUACGGCACCACGUCUCCACGGAGCACAAGCUCCACGAAGCCAACGUCCAGGAAUCAGAAAUACCUUCAGAAGAGGGAUACUGUGACUUUAAUAGUAGGCCAAAUGAAAACUCUUAUUGCUGUCAACUUCUUGGACAAUUAAAUGAGCAGAGAAAGAAAGGUAUUCUUUGUGAUGUCAGCAUUGUGGUGAGCGGAAAAAUCUUUAAAGCUCAUAAGAACAUCCUGGUUGCAGGCAGCCGUUUCUUUAAGACUUUAUAUUGCUUUUCCAACAAAGAAAGCCCUAACCAAAACAAUACUACCCACUUAGAUAUUGCUGCAGUUCAAGGUUUCUCCGUCAUCUUGGACUUCCUGUACUCUGGUAACCUGGUGCUCACGAGUCAAAAUGCCGUUGAAGUGAUGACCGUGGCCAGCUACCUGCAGAUGAGCAAAGUUGUCCAGACUUGCCAAAAUUUCAUCAAAGAUGCCUUAAAUAUAAGCAUUAAAUCUGAAGCUCCGGAGUCUGUGGUUGUGGACUACAACAACAGAAAACCAGUCAGUAGAGAUGGUCUGUCUGCAUCGCGGGAUCAAAAAAUUGCCAGUUUUUGGGCAACACGGAAUCUUACCAAUUUGGCAAGUAGUGUAAAAACUGAAAAUGAUGGUUGCAGUGUCGAUGAGGGCCAAAUGGAGAACUACCAAAUGAAUGACAGUGGUUGGGCUCAGGAUGGUUCACCUGAAUUGGCUGAAAGUGAAGCCCCAAGUCAAACAAAAGUGUUUAUUUGGAAUAAUAUGGGCUCCCAGGGAAUUCAAGAAACUGGCAACAAAACAAGGAGGAAAAAACAAACUGCAAAGAGAUUUAUUUAUAAUAUACCGCCUAAUAAUGGAACAAGUUUAGAAGAUCGCUCAGUGAUGCAGCCACCUCAACCUGUUGCCUAUCCAGAAGAAGAUAUGUCAUUCAUUAAGGAAGAACCAGAUCUGGAUGGUGCUCUGCUCCCGGGGCCGGACUGUGACAGGACUGUGAACGCAAACGUGCUGGCAGAAGCCAGCUUGGGGCAGGAUGCAGGCGAUGCUGGUACUUCACAUGAUUUCAAGUAUGGCCUGAUGCCUGGCCCAUCAAGUGAUUUCAAGUAUGGAUUACUACCAGGUACUUCAAACGAUUUCAAGUAUGGAUUGCUACCAGGUGCUGCAAACGAUUUCAAGUAUGGAUUGUUGCCUGAAUCUUGGCCAAAACAAGAAACUUGGGAAAAUGGUGAAUCAUCUCUAAACAUGAACAAGUUAAAAUGCCCUCAUUGUACCUAUGUAGCCAAAUACAGACGAACACUAAAAAGGCAUUUGCUCAUUCAUACGGGAGUCAGAUCCUUUAGCUGUGAUAUUUGUGGAAAACUGUUUACUCGAAGAGAGCAUGUAAAAAGACAUUCCCUGGUGCAUAAAAAGGAUAAAAAAUACAAAUGUAUGGUGUGUAAGAAGAUCUUCAUAUUAGCUGCCAGUGUUGGAAUCAGACAUGGAUCUCGACGCUAUGGUAUUUGUGUAGAAUGUGCAGAUAAACCGCGGCCAGGAAGGCAAGAAGGUGUAGAUCAGGGACAGGAGACAGAUUUCCCUCGGGAUGAAGAGUACGAGGAGAACGAAGGGGGAGAAGCCGAAGAAGAGCUGGCUGACGAGGGAGAAGAUCAGAACCCCCCGUCACGCUGGGACGAGUUGGGAGACGUCUGUAUGUCUCAGGAUGACUAACUGGCCUACUCUGCUCCUCAAGGAUGCUGCAUUGGGACGUAAUAUGAAGCGACAAUUUGAAUUGUUGAACUUGAAGGCUUGCAAAUAUGGUACAUGCUGGAUGGUAGUUAAGUUGCUGUGAAAACUGUAGGGUCAAAGCCUCAGAGCAAAAUUUUUUUAUAUUUGCACAGGACUGGACAGCAACCAACCUUGCAGUUGGAUUACAUGGAGUCCCCACAUUUUCAGUCAGUUAUCAAAGUAAAAAUGUUUUUUAUUGAUAGGAUAUACAGUAACUCUUUGGGUCCUAAUGAAAAUGGAUUACCUGUCUGUAAAUAACUGACGUUUACAUACCAGUUUAACCAGAAUGAAGAAAAUCCAGUUAUGAGACUACAGUGACAGCUGGCCCAACUACACUGUCCACCAAACCACUCAGGCUAGUUUGUACUAGUAGAGUUUUGUUUCUAUU